GAUGGGACCAUGGUUUCGUUUUUAAGAGCCGAGCACUGCAGCACAACUUCCCCUUUGUGUGCUUUGUGCUGCCCUGCAUGGGAGACCUCCAAGCCUGGGCUCAGCCCUCUUCCCGCGAAAUUGCACCCUUACUGCUGGGACAAGGUCUUGUACGAGCUUCUGGAGAGGUACUGAAAGAGAGAAUAUUUACCAGGAGUGAUUAAAGACAAUGGAUCCAGACUUUUUAAAUGCCUUUACACAGCCUUCUACACUUGAUCAAUUCCUAACUGAAGACAUCAUCGCUAAAGGCGAGAAGAGGAAACUCAUAAAACCGACCUCAAGCAACAACCCCAAACUGGAAGAAUUGAAGCUGUUCUUGACCGAGUGGAUCAACAGAACUCUGAAAGAGGAACACAUAGUAGUUAAAAGUCUGGAGGAAGAUCUGUAUGAUGGGCUGGUACUUCAUCAUCUCCUGGAAAACUUAGGAUCUCUCAAGCUGGAUGUUGAGAAGAUUGCAUUAACAGAAAAAAAACAGCGAAAGAAACUCUCAGUGAUUCUGGAAGUUUUGGCCAAGUGUUUGCAACUGGAAGAAAGUCAGCUGAAAUGGAGUGUGGAAUCUAUCUUGGCAAAGGACUUACUGAGCACAUUGCAUCUUCUGGUUGCAAUAGCAAAGCACUUUGAACCCACCCUGGCUCUGCCUCCAAAUGUUCAAGUGGAGACAAUCACCAUCGAGACCACUUCCAGAGGAUUAAAGACAUCCAAUGCGGUGGAAUAUAUCACAGAAAACAAAGAGAAUAUAGAAGCGCAGUCAAGUAAGUGCUGGCAUUGCCAAGAAGAUUAUGCCUUUGAUGAAUUACUUAGCUGUGCUCCAGAUAAACUGGAUGCUACAAAAAAGGCACUUUUGCAAUUUGUUGACCAGCAUGUUGGAAAAUUAGGAUUAAAUGUGAAAGACAUCAAAUCUCAGUUUUCAGAUGGGGUUAUCUUACUUCUCCUAAUUGGACAACUAGAGGGUUACUUUCUGAAUUUAAGGAAUUUCUUCCUGACUCCAGCCAGCACCAUGGAAAUGCUCCACAAUGUUAACCUGGCACUGGAAUUGCUAGCAGAGGGAGGCCUUCUGAAUUUUUCUGUGAACUCUGAAGGACUGAUAAGAACUAUAGCAUCCCAUUGUGAGAGGCUCCGCCCAGAGGAAAGACCCAAGAAUUCUAGCCAGAUAUAAUCUUGAGAUUCUGGAACAUCAGCAUGGCUUUCUCAACUGGAUUUUCCCAGAGAAAAGCUGCACCUUCGACUAGACCUUCAGAGGAAGACUACACCUUUCUACAGGAUCCCUGCUCCAACAGAACCACAGCUGACACUUCAGGAGGACUGCAGCCACAAUUCCAAUUGGACUGCUACCAAUACGCCGACCAAAAGGGUGUCAGGUUGUGUUCUGACUCUGUCAGCGUUGUUUUAGUUUACUGCAUUUGUUGAAUUGUGUUCUCAUAUGUUUUAGUUGCAUUAAGUUGUACUUUGGUUUGUCCAAGUUUCUCCCCAUUAUAAUGGUUCUGCCCCUGC
Molecule: messenger RNA, 1530 nt
Organism: Haemorhous mexicanus (house finch)
Lineage: Eukaryota; Metazoa; Chordata; Aves; Passeriformes; Fringillidae
Gene: PARVG
Product: parvin gamma
Exons: 13
Coding region: 209-1195 (328 amino acids)
Biological process (GO): actin cytoskeleton organization; establishment or maintenance of cell polarity; substrate adhesion-dependent cell spreading
Cellular component (GO): focal adhesion; actin cytoskeleton; cytoplasm
Molecular function (GO): actin binding
Source: RefSeq, a predicted model, not a curated record